AUGGCAACCCCUCCACCAGCAGGAGUAUACGUCCCGGUUCCAACCUUCUUUGUGUCCAAGAAAGCCGCGAACUACAACGCAACUGCUGCACCUUUGGAUCUCGAAACACAAGCUGCACAUUCCCUACAUCUCGCAAAGUCGGGGAUCACAGGCCUCGUGGUACUAGGUAGCACAGGUGAAGCCGUCCAUCUUACAAACAAGGAGCGUUUCGAGGUGCUCUCUUCGGUUCGGAAUGCAUACGACAAUGCGGGGUAUAAAAACUACCCCAUUAUUGCCGGAACGGCAGCCCAAAAUAUUGAAGAGGUCGUUGAUCAACUGAAGAGUGCAAAAGAAGCUGGCUGCCAGUGGGGAUUGUGCCUUGUGCCGGGCUACUUUGCUGGGGCGAGCACUCAAGAUGGAAUUAUCCAGUGGUUUACAGCUGUUGCCGACCAGAGUCCUAUUCCAGUUAUGAUCUAUCACUACCCAGGAGUGUCCAACAAUGUCAGAGUUGUCCCUUCUACCUACGCCACACUCUCGCAGCACCCAAAUAUCGUCGGAUGCAAGCUAUCUCACGGUGACGUUUCAUACCACGCCCAAAUCGGAGCAAGUCCCAAGAUCGACCACGAAAAAUUCCACACAUUUACUGGCCUAGGUCAGCAACUUCUACCGGUCAUUGCAUUGGGUUGUGCGGGUACUAUUGAUGGAGCUGCUGGUUUCUUCCCCAAAUCGGUCGUCCAUCUGUACGAGCUUUCGGUGAAGAACCAACCCACAGAUGAAGAGGUUAAGGAGAGGAGACUUCUGCAGUAUAAGGUUAGCUGUGUUGAAGAGCUCGUGGUAAAAUUCGGUACAGUUGGCAUCAAGGAAGCUGUCAGCAGGAUACUUGGGAUGGGCGAUCGGGAUGGGACAAGACUCCCUCUCGCAGGAGGGAUUCGAGGAGGUGAUAAAGAAUGGGAGAGCUGGAAAGAGGUUAUUGGAGAUCUACAUGCGGUCGAGAAGAGCUUGUAG
Cadophora gregata is the source of this 984-nucleotide messenger RNA. RefSeq lists its product as uncharacterized. The transcript is spliced from 2 exons. NCBI's taxonomy places the organism in Eukaryota, Fungi, Ascomycota, Leotiomycetes, Helotiales, Ploettnerulaceae. Bases 1 to 984 code for a protein of 327 amino acids. The record is from RefSeq and is a predicted model, not a curated record. Gene Ontology annotation, molecular function: 4-hydroxy-tetrahydrodipicolinate synthase activity.